UAGCGCCAUGAUCAGGUCAGAAUUUCACCAGUUUGUGUUUUGCUUUGUCAAAUCAUGCUGCCAUAGGCUCUUGACCUCUCCCAGUUCUGAAACUGUUCAGAUGAAUAACUCAAAACAGCUUGUGUAAGUUAAUCCCUUUCCUGCGCUAUUUAAGGAAGUGGAUUAGUAUUGCUAGCUGACAAUAUGGAGUCAGAGGUCUGCGCAGUGGCUGUGGGCUUUGAAAGGGAACGUGACACCAAGGGUUAACCUACUUUAAAGGCUUCAGAAAAAGAUGUCCAUAUGGUUUAGACACCUUGUAACUUGCUGUGCCUUUCAGGAACUUAUCAUAGGGAAACGUCUUCAUGGAAAGUUAGAAUAUGAGCUAAGCCUGUCUGAGAGGCAGACAUAGAGCCAAGAGGCUGUUUAUCCUGGGGCCUCGGACAUUAGAUUAUCAACACCAGAUAUGACCAAAAAUCCUUUGAGAGCAAUAUGGAUGUGUCUUAGCUAAUUUUAGCUGAAUCAAAUAUAAAAAAAACAAGUACAGGUAUAGGUAAAUCUUUCCUCUCCCCAAACAUCACUGUAGGGUUUGAAAAGCAUAUUUUCGGCUACUGAUUCAUUUAUUAUUUGUAAUGUGGAUCACCUGGAAGUAAACACAAUUCUCAACAUAAAUACAUGUUGUCAAACUAAUUAGAUCUCGCAAUUUACACAGUAUUAAACAGUUGGGUUGAUUGAAGAUUAGAACUAGAUUAACCCACAGGGAAGUAGGGUCAAUCCAAGAUACCAACAGACUUUACUGAGUAGUAAUUACAUGUAGAGGUCCUCCCAGAGAUUAAAUGCAAUCAUGUGCAUUUACUCAAGAAACUUACCCAAAAAGAAACAAAUUUGAGUUACUUCUGUAUUACUUUAUUGUUACAUAAUUCAUUGCAAAAUCAUCAAAAAUCACAACACGAUUUGUGUGACAAAUCAGCUUCAUGAUGAAGCACUGUGUAGUGUGGCAGAGAUGUCCUGGCUCUAAAAAUGCGGCUCUCCAGAUGUAAAAUAAACAACAGAUAUCACGUCAUAAUGAUUUUGAUAUUUUAUUCAUUUAACAUUUAAUAUUUAAUAUUUUGAUGCAAAAAAAAUAUCCUUCACACUAUUCCUGAAUCGUACGGCAAUCACAAUAUCUGUCAGAGUAAUACCAGCAUGAUAUUUUAACCAUAUAGUACUGCCCUGCAUUACUUGAUAAUUUCCAUUUUAUGAAGUGGCAUACUUCUACUCCACAACAUCUCAGUGGCAAAUAUUGUACUUUUAAACUUAACAUUUUUCAUGAAUCAUUACUUGUCAGAUUACAGUUUUUCAUACCUUUCCUCCUUCGUCCUACCUGAAAAUGCAUUUGCUAAAAACAGGCUAUACUUGUGAAUAGCUGACUUUUUGGACAUACAGGAUUCUCACACGCGAAUGAUGCUGCAAACCUGUGAUAGUCUUACACACUUCAUUGUACACUGUGCUUCAAUAUUAAUAAAAAGAAAUAAUCUUGUCUUAUCCCUUCCCGUCUUAAAUAUGUACUGCAGAAAAAUGGCACACAGUCAUCAGUACAGAUUGUGCGGAUUUCGAGUAGAGCAGAGUAAAAUGUUUAACUAUACGGUGGAAUACAAAAGCACAGAGAACAUUUUGCAGUGUUUGUUUAUCAGCUGGAGCAAAGAGCGUGAUAAAGGCUUGUCGCCACCCUCCGUCCCUCCUCCUCCUCCCCUGCUCUUUCAUCAUUUUGUGCCUUAUCAGCUCAUUUGCCCCAUUCACUGGUGCGGCGUGAAAUCAGUUAGCACGUCUGAUCUAGAUCACCUUUUUCUGCCUUCAUGGAUUUUAAACCUCGCACUCACUUUCUCCAUUUCAGGAACUUCACUUAUUUUUCCUUCUUCUCUGAGCUGCACCGCUCAGAUCAUGUUGCCAUCACUAUUGUCGAGACCCUGGCUAUCACUGCUGUCUUCCUGCUGUCCGUGGCAGCAAAUGCGGUCGCCGCAGCCCUGGUAACCUGGGAACGCAGACUGCCUGCCAACAAAACCAUCCUGACCCUGAACUUGUUUGUGGCCGACCUGCUGUUCGUCAGCAUGAUCCCUCUGAUUGUGGCAGUGCGGUGGACUGUGUCCUGGACGCUCGGGUAUACGGCCUGUCGCACUGUGCUCUAUGUCAUCUGUAUGAGCGGAUGUGUCACCAUCACUACCCUGGCCUCCAUCAGUGUGGAGAGGGUCCAGGCUAUCCUUCGGAUGCAGAGUCUGCCCACUUUAAACCCCAAGAUGGUGACUGCCAUCCUCUUCUUCAUCUGGGCCUUUUCUGCUCUCACCUGCUUACCCGUCAGUCUGUACUUCACUGUGAUGGAAGUGGACUUCUCUGAGCAGGAACAUUUACACAUUUGCACUCUCAGGUGGCCCGACGCGACUGGAGAGAUUGUGUGGGAUGUCGCAUUCACUGCCCUGUGCUUCCUUGUCCCUGGAUUAAUAAUUGUGGCCAGUUACAGCAAAAUAUUACAGAUUGCUAAAAAUUGUAGGCAAAGGCUCCGACCCCGAGACAGGCAGCCCUCAGUCGGAGACUCUCUCGUCUACCACGUCUCCCGUCAGGACAUGAAGCUCUUCCGAACACUUCUGGUUCUUGUGCUCUCUUUCGUAAUCAUGUGGAGCCCAAUUUUCAUCAUCACCUUCAUCAUCCUGGCUAGAAACUUCCUGGGUCACCUAAAUGUCUCAUCUACCAUGUUCUUCUGGGUGGUAACAUUCACGCUGGCAAACUCAGCCCUCAAUCCAAUCCUCUACUCAGUCUGCCAGUUCAAGAAUGGCUGGCGCAGGCUCUGCUGUGGCUCUGAGGUAGCACCGCUGAGAAAAGCACCUUGUGGCAAUGGUCGAACACAAGGGAUACAUCCAUGAUUGUCAAACUUAACAUUUAGCAUGUUGUGUGUACCUCUUGACUUUUGAUUAACAAUGUACAGUAUACAUCUCAUUUAAGACACAAUCUUGGCAUGCUCGCUGCAUUCCUGAGCCGGUGCGAUCCUUCUACUUUUCUGAAUCUCACAAAGUCAAACAGUCGUGAAUUUGUUAAAUUUACAAUGAAUCUUAGUUUUCCUGCAGUUUGUUUUCAGGCUACAAAAAUGUCUCUUAUCCCAUAAUCACAAAUAAUAAAUGUGGUGUUUCAAUACA
Molecule: messenger RNA, 3140 nt
Organism: Acanthopagrus latus (yellowfin seabream)
Lineage: Eukaryota; Metazoa; Chordata; Actinopteri; Spariformes; Sparidae
Product: free fatty acid receptor 4-like
Exons: 3
Coding region: 1812-2870 (352 amino acids)
Biological process (GO): G protein-coupled receptor signaling pathway
Cellular component (GO): membrane
Molecular function (GO): G protein-coupled receptor activity; peptide binding
Source: RefSeq, a predicted model, not a curated record